ACAAUGUGAGGUUGAAGGCGGAUGUCAUUAGGAGGAGGAGAGAAAGCAGAUCUUGUUUUAGUUUUAUUUUAGGCGCUAAAUUAAAACUCAGACAAGUACAACAGAGAGAAAAAGAAAGAAAAAGCAUUGGACUCUGCCAUGAUCUGACUUACCUGUGACAGCAAAAAAUUAGACCUUCAAAGGCUUCAUCCACCUGCUCUCACCUGAUCUUCUGCUUGCUGUACUUGUUCAAAUGGCAAAGUAUGGCACGGAAACACCCCCUCCUCCUUAUGAUUCUAUAAAUAAUCAGCCACCCCUUAACCCUUAUGAUGGGCUGAACCACCCACGCUACAUUCCCCAGUACCCACCAAUUGUGAUUGGCCAACAAGUAAUACAGGAGUCUAUACCUCCCAAAAACAAGAAGAACACUUGUCAGAACAAUCCACAGUGUUACAAGGCAUGGGCUGCAGCUGCAGUGGUGCUCGUUCUGUUAGGAGCUGCAAUCUGGCUUGGAGUUCAUUAUGGUACAAGGUCAGUAGAAAGUUCCAACCACGAAGAUGACAAAAUGAACCAGCUGAACAACCCAUCUGUGUCAGUGAGUGACACCUGCCCCAACAAUACUGUCCAGUGUGAUGGCAUAAGUGACUGUGAACUGGGCUCUGAUGAAACGAAAUGUGUCAAGUUUGGGGCAGACAACAGGCUGCUGGUCCAGACAGCACAAAAUAGUGCCUUUUUACCAGUGUGUUACAGUGGCUGGAGCACGGACGAUGCAGUUAAGGUCUGCAGACAGAUCGGAUUCUAUGGGGACUCUGUCAGUGGGGAACUUUCUUCCCAGAAUUCUGAAGUUUUAGAAGUGACCAGUAAUUCAGCAUCACGUAUCCAGAGUCGGGUCAAUGUUAGUUCUUCCUGCCCAAACGCAAAAAUUGUUUCCUUGAGUUGCAUUGAUUGUGGUAGGCAGCCUUCCACAUCCAGGAUUAUUGGGGGCACCAUAGCUAAGGCGGGACAGUGGCCAUGGCAGUUAUCACUGCACUACGGAAGAUCCCAUGUUUGUGGGGCGGUCCUGAUCUCACGUGAGUUUGCCUUGACAGCAGCCCACUGCUUCCCAAGCUCUAUGGGUACCUCUCCAAGCAACUGGAAAGUGUACGGUGGAAUUGUGUCUUUGAACCAGCUUCCUUCUCCCUACAUGGUUAAGAAAAUCAUACUCAACAAAAAUUACAACAGUAACACUAACGACCAAGACAUAGCUCUAAUCCAACUCGCAUCACCAGUUACUCUCACUGAUAACGUUCAACCGGCUUGCCUGCCACUUUCUGAGAAUCCAACAAUCAACUGCUGGACCACAGGGUUUGGCACCACUUCUGAAGGUUCAGCUACUGUUUCCACUAACCUAAUGGAAGUGAAGGUGGACAUCAUCAGCAAUAGUGUGUGUAACACUCGUGCAGUGUAUGGACCAGGUGCAGUGACCAACAACAUGAUCUGUGCUGGAAAUCUGAGUGGAGGCAAAGAUUCUUGUCAGGGGGACAGUGGAGGUCCACUGGUAUGUCAGGGACAGAGUCGCUGGCAUGUGGUGGGCCUCACCAGCUGGGGGGCUGGCUGUGGUCGAGAAAACAAACCUGGUGUGUACACCAACGUCAACAGCUUCCUACCUUGGAUCUAUGGCGCAAUGAAGGAAGCGGCAUCAUAAUGUCAGCUUGAGCCCUGCUGAUGCUUAACUUUUUAACCACAGAGACAUCUGCAUUGAUGUCGCGUGAGAACUGAAGAAUGCUGUUGCAGUCAGGAAAACAGUGUUUUUUCUACAGAAAAUUGACAAUUUGAACAAGUUAAAGCGUAAAUAUGAUUUAUUUUAUAUCCAAAACACAAUGGUGAUUAUUUGUAUUCAUUAAAAAUGUGCACUUUACAUCAAACUAUUAAUUGAUGCUUUGCUGAUUAAAAGUUGACUAACUUUGUUGAAGUAACACACAAUCAACUGUGAUCUUCUGAAUCUGAAUAUUCUUGCGAAUAAAUAACUGAUUUGGACUAUUUCUCUGGGUUAAUUCACUUUACUAAUGACUUGAUUAUUUUAUCCAAUAAAAAAGUAACUACAUA
This is a messenger RNA of Oryzias latipes (Japanese medaka), 2064 nucleotides long. It is a transcript of the gene tmprss13a, whose product is annotated as transmembrane serine protease 13a. The record is from RefSeq and is a predicted model, not a curated record. Gene Ontology annotation, molecular function: serine-type endopeptidase activity; protein binding. Gene Ontology annotation, cellular component: membrane. Lineage: Eukaryota; Metazoa; Chordata; Actinopteri; Beloniformes; Adrianichthyidae. Gene Ontology annotation, biological process: proteolysis.